Xiphias gladius (swordfish) is the source of this 5609-nucleotide messenger RNA. Its product is annotated as histone deacetylase 7-like. Gene Ontology annotation, molecular function: histone deacetylase activity. The transcript is spliced from 25 exons. Gene Ontology annotation, biological process: chromatin organization; negative regulation of transcription by RNA polymerase II. The record is from RefSeq and is a predicted model, not a curated record. Gene Ontology annotation, cellular component: histone deacetylase complex. Lineage: Eukaryota; Metazoa; Chordata; Actinopteri; Istiophoriformes; Xiphiidae. Bases 250 to 3198 code for a protein of 982 amino acids.
GAGAGAGAGAGAGAGAGAGAGAUAGUUAAGCUCACAUGAGAGGAAGUGCAAGACAGAAAAGUCAGAGGGAGCCCGUUUCAAGCGGUUGACUGUGACUCUCUCUGUCAGUGCACGGCCAGGCUCCAGCAUUGCAGCACCACUCCCCUGUCAAAGACGGAUCUAUCUUCUCCCCGAGCCUCCCAGGCUGUCCGAUUGCUGCCUCUGUGAUUGACUGGACUGCUGUGGGAGCACGGUGGGACCUCUCACUGGAUGUCAGCGCCCAAAACUGUGGAUGUGAUCAUCAGCAGUCAGGCUUCAUUAUCCAUACGUGGGGAGCAGCCCAUGGACCUAAGUGUGACCCAGAGGUUGUUACAUCCAGGCCCAGAUUCGGCCAUGCUGGCCCCCCGCCCUCCCUUCUUCCUGGGACCCCUCACCACUCAGCAUUGCUCCCAGUUUUCCCAGCAGCGCUUGCAGUACACCAUUGAACAAACGCAAAGAGAGAUGGAGGAGGAGAAAAGAGAAGAGCUACAACAGCUGAUACGAAAGAAUAAAAACGAGCAGAGUGCCGUAGCCAGUCCCCUGGUACGGCAGAAGCUUCGGGAACAUAUAAUUAUGAAGAGCCAGCCCAACCAUGACAGGGUUACUCCCAACCACACCAGCACUACACCAGGAUACAGGCUACCAGUUCCUGACGCGUCCCCAAAGCCUCAGCCUACAUCCUGUGACCAGCGUAAGGACCUCGCCCUGCGCAGGACAGUCUCUGAGCCCACUCUGAAGUGGAAGUUAAAGAAACUCAUCAGUACAAGGCCAAACCCGCUGCAGCGUAAGAUCAGUGCCCCUCCUGCUGUCAAGCACAGGACAGAAACUCUGGACUCCUCCCCCAGCAGCAGCAGCACCCCAGCGUCAGGGUGCAGCUCACCCAGUGACAGCCUCCAUUCGGAUAACGGGGCCCUUCCACUGGCUCAUGAGGCACAGAGGUUGCUGCUGAAGGAUGGGAGUUUGGCCCAUUUCACCUUGCCUCCCAACCCCACUGCCAUGCCCAAUAUCACUGCUGGACUUCCUGCACAGGCUGACCUGCGAGUAGCCAGGCAAUUGGCAGUAUCUGCUCUUCAUCAGGUCUACUUGCCUAUGGAAGGAAGCAGUCCAGCCCUGGCCCAACGCCUGCAGCCUGUGCUCAUACUGGAACCACAUACUGGACUGGUGCAGUCCCAGUUUGUCUCUUUUCAUGGUUUGAGCUCUAUUCCUCUGCAGCAGCCGUCUCACCUGACCUCCCCCUCUAGAACAGAAGGCGUUGUCAACUUGACCUCACACAGACCCGUGGAGCGAACACGCUCAGAGCCGCCACCCUACAGCCACCCACCUUUCACUCUGCACACCAGCCAGCACUCACACACUCAGCAACAGCUGCUGCAACAGUACCACAAGAGCGGGCUGGAGAGGUUCAAGCAGAGCGCACACCUUAGCAAGCCGACAAGCAAGUCCAUUGAGAAGGCUCGUCUGACACAGAUCCCAUCGGAGGACAUGGACCUGGAGGAGGUUGGAUCAGGAUCAGGAUCAGGUUCGGGGCCCGGGUCUGUGUGCGGCUCAGAACCAGGCUCAGUGUGUGACGAUGGCCACCGCAGGAGACAGAGCACUGCGAGCACAGAUUCAGUUUAUGGCACAGAGUCCACAACCUCCUCACGGGAGAGCUUGAUUGAGCCCUCACAUUCCCUCAGUCAGAGGCAGGUGAUCCUUAGACCAGGUCUCCAGCAGGACCCCCUGAGUGUGCCUGCUCUAAUUUGGCCUCACCAGCCUCUGGUUCGGACCCGGUCCUCCCCAGCCUCCACCUCCCUGCCUCCUCCACAUCCACCCACCACCAUACCUUCUCUGUCACUGUCCAGCCCUGCUGCAGACGUCCAGUUACGCUUCACAACAGGUCUGGUUUAUGACGCUCAGAUGCAGAAGCACCAGUGUACCUGUGGGGACAACAGCCGCCACCCUGAGCAUGCUGGGAGGGUCCAGAGCAUCUGGUCCAGACUGCAUGAAAGAGGCCUCAGGAACCAGUGUGAACGUAUCCGUAGUAGGAAGGCCACUCUGGAAGAGCUGCAGUCAGUCCAUUCAGAGAAACACGUGCUUUUGUUCGGCACCAACCCUCUCAACCGUCUCAAGCUGGACAACCGCAAGCUGGCUGGAAUCUUAUCUCAACGGAUUUUUGUGAUGUUACCAUGUGGAGGAGUUGGGGUAGAUAUCGAUACAAUCUGGAACGAACUUCACACAUCAGCAGCCUCCCGUAUUGCUGCAGGAUGUGUCACAGACCUGGCACUGAAAGUAGCACAAGGAGAGCUGAAGAAUGGCUUUGCAGUGGUGAGGCCCCCUGGACACCAUGCAACCCAGUCCUCCCCUCAGGGCUUCUGUUUCUUCAACUCUGUGGCCAUCGCUGCCAAGCAGCUCCAACACAAACUCAACGUCAGCAAGAUCCUCAUCGUGGACUGGGAUGUUCACCAUGGCAACGGCACCCAGGAAGCUUUCUAUAACGAUCCCAGUGUGCUGUAUAUCUCUCUACAUCGCUAUGACGAUGGCAACUUCUUUCCUGGUAGUGGACAUCCCAGCGAGGUGGGUGCAGGUGCAGGUGAAGGCUUCAAUGUGAAUGUAGGAUGGACAGGAGGUUUGAACCCUCCCAUGGGAGAUGCUGAGUACCUGGCUGCUUUCAGAGCCGUGGUGAUGCCCAUCGCCCAUGAGUUUUCCCCUGAUGUGGUGCUGGUGUCGGCUGGCUUUGAUGCUGUCGAAGGACAUUCGUCCUCACUGGGAGGAUACAAGGUCACAGCCAAGUGUUUUGGCUUCCUCACCCGUCAGCUCAUGUCACUGGCUGGGGGUCGGGUGGUGCUGGCUCUGGAGGGGGGACAUGACCUCAAAGCCAUCUGUGACGCCUCUGAAGCCUGUGUCAGUGCCUUGUUGGGCAUGGAGGUGGAGCCACUGUCCCAGUCCAUCUUGGACCAGAAACCUUGUGAAAAUGCUGUCAAAUCGCUGCAGAGAGUCAUCCAGGUUCAGGGUGAGUACUGGCAGAGUGUGAAGGAUUCGGCCGCCACAGUGGAUCUGUCUUACCUGCAAGCCCAGAGACGACGGCUGAGACGAGACUCGGACAACGAGGCUGUCAGCGCCAUCGCCUCGCUGUCGAUGGGAUCCCUCAUCUCUGACAGGAAACAGCCUGAAAAACUGACAGAGAAAGUUGAUUCUCUCUGAAGAAAGAAUCUCUUGACAGCUGCGUUUAACCAAGUCUCAAUGGACAAACACACACACACACACACACACACACAGAGCUAUGCAUUUGGACCAUCAGUGGAACCAGAUGUCCUCCUCAGUUCAACCACUGUAUUCAUUGCCUCACAAAAACUCCUCCACCUGCAUUACUACUGGCUGCAGUCUGACCACUCAGAUUCAAACACACACUGAGCAACAACGUUCACCUGGACAACAUUCACAUUGUCAUGACGUUUCCGCAGGCUUUUCCUGAAGGGGACAUCAUACACUGGACUGAGAGAACGACGAAACGAAAGACACCCAGACGCAGAUUAAUGAAGGAUGUUCACUCUUGUAGCAUUCGGACCUGGCAACGUAGCAUGAACACAUGGCUCUGUGACUUUAAACAUUCACUUUGUUAACAACUCCCACAAAACCUGCGCGUUAUCGCUCCCACUGUUGUAACCUUGAAGCCGGGAUCAAAGGUCAACUCGGCUUGCUGGAGCCAGAAGGAGUCGUCCCCACAGGACGUGCCUGUGAAGGGGAGCAGACACGACCUGUGUACUUAAAACAUCCUUUGACUGCUUCUGACAAAGAUCCAAUGAAGGAAAAGAUCUUCUCUGAUCGUUUUGCACUGUACUGUUCUGUAAUGUGAACGGGACAAAAUGGAGGAGACGGAUGUUGACAAUCAAACAUCUUGUUUGCUCAUAUUAUGAAAUCAUUAGAACAUUCAUUCAUUUGACCUAUGGCACACAUUUUUGUGAAUGUCAGCACAAGAUGUUUUUUUUGUUUUUUUUGUUUAAGAAUCCAGUAAUCAAGAGUGAAGCUACAGUGAAGUCUGUGAUACAUAUGUUUCAUAUUGUUUUGUAUGUCCACAUAUUUUCUUAAAUCUUUUUUCCUUUUUUUUUCCUUUCUUUUUUUUCUUUUUUCUUUUUUCUUUCUUGGUCUGUCAGGCGAGCACAUGCAGCAAGACUCCAGAUCGCUGAAAUUAUUGUUAUUGCUCCCGGACAGAAAAAAGGAGACACAUCACAAGUGCAUCCUAAAUGUACAGACAUAUUAUAGUUUGUAUCGGUGGCACUAGUCACAACGAAGCGUUAAUACCUCUAGUCACUGGAGUAUCAAUAUCAGGGGAGAAAGUUAUGACUCUGAAAGAGGUCCUUUACACGUCAGCAAAGACAGAAAUCACCCAUGAUGCCUCAGUGCAGCUUGACCACUCAGAAACGAUUGUAUAUGUGACAAUGCAGAUCACAUCUUCUCUGUCAGGAGGUUGAUUUUGACAUCUUGGAUGAGACUCGCAUCCAAAGCCACAUCGUCUUUAUGACAAUCACACACACAAAGUGCACUUACGUUGCCCUCAGGAACGGGGGGGUCAGAAUGACUUGGGUCUUAACCUCUGAACUUUGAUCAUGUUUGUUAAGUGGACCAGUGUUUCUACCUGUGGAUGAGCAUUCCUGCUGUAUUUUGUAAAUUUCUUCUAUACAUUUAUUUCUUUUGUACAAGGAUAAAGUGAGCUGUCCUUUCUGUCAUUUUACUAGCGCCGUUCUGUUUAUUGUCAGCGUCUGGGAUGUUUUGCUCUAGGACCAAACAAGGACAUUUUAGCAGUUAGGAUGGAGCAAUAAUACUGAGAUAGUUGAAUAUCCACGCAUUGUAGUUGGACACAGGUUAAGCACAACCAAUGUUUAUGAGAACAAUGUGCCGUCCCUGUACUGGCAUGGCUUAAAGAACUUAAAAGACUUUGAAAGUUUGUGAAUGUUUCUUUUUUCCAAACAGUUGAGCAGCACCAAAAGCACAGGAUGCAUAUGUAAACAAUUCAUUUAUAAAAAACAAAAAACAAACCUACACGACUUUUAUUUAUACAUUCAGAUUCUGUUUCUUUGAAGUGCUCUUUGCAUGUCUAACACAAUUUCGAUGGUGCUAUAGGUUAUUUUUUUAAUACAGUAUGUUUGCGCUCUUUCUUUCUUUCUUUCUUUAUGUUGCACUGUGUAGCCAACUCAAAUCCUGUCAAAUCAUUGCUAAUCUAUGAAAAUGUGAAAACACAUGGCGAUGAGAGAAAACAGAGCCGUUUCAGCUUCGCAUCAUGCGGGACAGUACUACAGAGGUGUGUCGCUUUACGUAGUUUUACAAGGACGUUCGUGACAGCGACCUAACAUAUCUCAUGUCUUAUCUUUUGUCUUAGUUAAGGCAAAUGACUUAUUUUUGUAUUUGAUCUUAAAAUGAAUCCCAUGCGUACUUAGAGACCAAAUUAUGAGCCCAUGUGCCUUGAAGUAUCGUGCUGACCAACCUGUGUGAGGGUUGCCUCGACAAAGUGGAUCCUAAUUAAAACUGCAGGCCAAGUCCAGUUUUAUCAGAGCUGACUGUCUGAUUUUUUUUUUUUCUGUACAGUGUACAUAAUGACUUUAUUUUGGGUUUUUUUG